AUGACAUUGAGCUCCUUUCAACGAACAUGUCAAUUUGAAUGUGUUUCUUCCAUUUUAAUUUGUCUUUCUUUCAUUAUAUUUUCCGUCUUCUCUUUCUUUCUUUCUUUCUUUAUUUCUUUAUUUCUUUCUUUCACUCCACAAGUGAUAUUCUGUUCUGAUCUUUAUUUUAUAUCUAUUCUUUCAUCCACUGCCUAUACUUUCUUUCUUUCUUUCUUUCUUUCUUUCUUUCUUUUACACCACACGUGGUAUUCUCCUAUUCUUUCUUUCUUUCUUUCGUUCGUUCGUUCUUCUUUCUUUCUUUCUUUCUUUCUUUCUCUCUUUUACACCACGUGGUAUUCUAUCUUCAUCUUCCUUUUAUUUUAUAUUUAUUCUUUCUUUCAUCCAUUCUUUAUUCCUUCCUUCCUUCCUUCCUUCCUUCCUUCCUUCCUUCCUUCCUUUGUUUUUUUUAUUAUAAACGUUUCGUUUAUAUAUUUUCUCUUUCUUCGUUCUCUCUUUCUUUUAUCAACAUUUACUUCCUACAAUUUUUAUUUUUUCUGCCUUUAUUCAUUAUAUCAAUAUUUUCUCUAUAAAAUGUGCAUUUUUCUUUAUUUACAAAACAUUUUUUUCUUUCAUUCAUAUUUUUCUUUCACUAUUUAUUUAUUUUAUUAUUUAUUUUCUUAA
This is a messenger RNA of Acanthosepion pharaonis, 660 nucleotides long. NCBI's taxonomy places the organism in Eukaryota, Metazoa, Mollusca, Cephalopoda, Sepiida, Sepiidae. The record is from the annotation of a GenBank genome assembly.